Plutella xylostella (diamondback moth) is the source of this 1399-nucleotide messenger RNA. RefSeq names its product EF-hand domain-containing protein D2 homolog Swip-1 (gene Swip-1). The record is from RefSeq and is a predicted model, not a curated record. Gene Ontology annotation, molecular function: calcium ion binding. NCBI's taxonomy places the organism in Eukaryota, Metazoa, Arthropoda, Insecta, Lepidoptera, Plutellidae.
UGCGCGGCGCGGGUGCGUGGCCCGCGCUCGCUCCGCAGCCGCAGUUGUCGAAAGGUCGCCCUCGCGCCCGCCGUCUCCGCAGACAGCAUAACCUAACCUCUUUUGGCGCGCAAUUCCCCGCAAUGUCCGCGACUGAAGAACUCUCCGGCAUCCUCUCCCGACGACAGGAGAUCAAUGAGAAGCUAGAGGAGGGACUCGAAGUGAAGCCCCAGUACAGAUUCGUGAAUGUCUACACGGAGUUUCACGAGUUCUCCAGAAAAGAAAUAAAACAAUAUGAGGCGACCUUCAACAAAUUCGACGAGGGUCACGACGGCUACCUGGACCUGACGGAGCUGAAGCGCAUGAUGGAGCGACUCGGGGCUCCGCAGACGCACCUCGGCCUCAAGGCCAUGAUCAGCGAGGUGGACGAGGACCACGACAGCCGGAUCAGCUUUAGGGAGUUCCUGCUUAUAUACCGGAAAGCUCGUGCGGGCGAGCUGGAGACAGACUCCGGGCUGGAGGCGCUCGCGAGGCUCACCGAGAUCAACGUGGACCAGGUGGGAGUCAACGGAGCUAAGAACUUCUUUGAGGCCAAGAUUGAAGAACUGUCCAAGUCAAACAAGUUCCACGCAGAAAUCAUACAGGAGCAGGAGGAGAAGCGAAGAGAUGCCGAGGAGAAGGCCAUCAGGAGACUCAAGUUUAAAGAGAAAGCUGCCCUGUUUCAACAGGCAUAGAGUUUAAGAUUACUUGUUGUUAUGUCUAGUCUGUAAGCUGUUACCAUGGCUUAAAAUAAUUUCGAUACUAAAAUAUAUUGUCGAGUAAAAUUAAUUAUACAGGUGUCCCAAUAGGUUAUGUAGAUUAGAAGGGAGGUGAUAGGAGAAGUCACAAAGGUCACCAGAAAAAUAAAACCCUUCUGGGAAUUUAAAAAAAUAAUGGCAUUUUGAACAUAAAAAAUUGCUGUGUUUUAAAAAAAAACAUCAAUAGAUCAUCAAUACCAUUUAUCAAAUUGAAAUAAAAUCAAGGACUAUUUUUCUAGUGACUCUUGUGACCACCUAUAUAACCACCCUUCCCAGCUACGUAACCUUUUGGGACAGCCAGUAUACCUAUAUCUUUAAAAUGACUGAGGAUGCCUAAAAUUAAAAAUAAAAUGUUAUACUAAAUGAAUUUUUUGAAAAAUUAUUCUUGUUUGUGUGAAGGGUGUUUGGGGUGAGCAUUAAUGUUAGGUACUUAUAUUGAAAUCAUAGAAAAAUAUUUACCACAGUUUCUUGCUUUUAUUUGAUGGACAUAAUCUAUUUACAAUUUAGAUAUUAUGUAUUUAAAUAAGUUAAUUUAAGUUUGUAUAUUAAUAAUUUGAUGUUUGUGUUUAAGAUACUAUUGUGAUGUAAGUAGUGCAAUUAAAGAGAUAUUGUAUAUAACAGGA